GGUCACCUGCAUUUCCUACCAUCGUCGACGCAAACACUUCUGAUUAGACUUCUUUAUUUGAGUUUCUGUAUUUUUUGCCCAAUAUUUCCUCACAAUAUUUCCCAGUGGGAUUCAAGUACUUUCUUCCAAAGCACCUAUACCUUCAAACACAAUGGCAGAGAAAAUCAUACAACUGGAGCCGACAAUGGAACAACAACCACUUGCCAUUCCGCAAGAUCAACAGCCCCAGGAGCAACCGCCACCAUCAAGCUAUUCUAGCCCUAAUGUCGUUGAACAGUCAGAAUGGUCAAAUAGUAUCUGGAAUUGCUUCUCCCCAAGCUCACUUUGUCUCAAAGCGUUCUUCUGUCCAUGUUUUGUUUAUGGCAAGACUCAGCAUCGCCUCAACAAAGAUCCCAAUCUCAUGGGAUAUUCACGAUUUAAUAAUGACUGUUUUAUAUGGGCGGGGGCUCAAUGGUGUGGUCUAGGAGCCAUAUUCACCACUCUUCAACGUCGCCAAAUUCGAACGGAAUAUGGGAUUGGAAAAGCAGGAGAGGGAGAAGUUAAAGAUAUAGCUUUGAGUUGGUGUUGUCAUUGCUGUGUUCUGAUGCAACAGGAGAAGGAGGUCAUCAUGAGGAAUCAGGGUAGUGAUGUUUUUUCACAGGGGUAUCAGAGGACGGAACCAAUGGCAAUGGCACAAACCGAUUGAUGACAGAGGGCGAGAGGGGGCGAGAGAAACUAGGACACCAAACCACUCAAAUGGAAUCAUACAUGAAAAACGUUCAUAUUAAUAAAACACUUUAUAAUGAUAUCCAUCAGUUUCCAUGUUCAACUUUUGGUUCGAAAUAUCAAUCGUGUCUGAUUUGAUGUCGACUA
Molecule: messenger RNA, 852 nt
Organism: Botrytis cinerea B05.10
Lineage: Eukaryota; Fungi; Ascomycota; Leotiomycetes; Helotiales; Sclerotiniaceae
Exons: 3
Coding region: 152-685 (177 amino acids)
Source: RefSeq, a predicted model, not a curated record